GCCCUACUAUUUCAAUUCUGCUCACGUAGUUGAACAGACGUUGCCAAGAUGAACUCUCUUAUUGUCAUUGCUUCUCUGGUGGUGUUGUGUGCCGCGCAGGCGCAAGCUGCGGCAACGACAGUGAAGGUGCAUCACCACUCCCACGCCACACACGAGGCCAAGGAGACAGAUCAGUACUCCUUUACCUAUGACGGGAGAACUCAUGACAUGAUUGUGAAGACAACAGACCACUGCUAUAUUAUGCCGUUGACAGACAAACAGAGAGGCAUGGUCCACGACCCUGCAGACAUCAAGAAAGUCGAGGCUGCAGCUCUCAAGCUGAUCAUCGACAAAUCUGUUGACAGCAAUGUUGAUAAGUCUGUCCUUGACCACCAUCUUGCACACUUUUGCAGAGGUUCCGCUCAGAUAACCGUCCUCGCCAACAAUUAGUCAAUGUUGUCAUCGUCAUAACAAGACCAGUAACAUAACUUGGUUCCGUUCAGGGGAUGCCCGGUGUAUAUACAGGAGUGAAAUAAACUGACCACCUGGGA
Haliotis rufescens (red abalone) is the source of this 530-nucleotide messenger RNA. RefSeq lists its product as uncharacterized. NCBI's taxonomy places the organism in Eukaryota, Metazoa, Mollusca, Gastropoda, Lepetellida, Haliotidae. The transcript has 4 exons. The coding region runs from base 49 to 429 and encodes 126 amino acids. The record is from RefSeq and is a predicted model, not a curated record.